UCAGUGGCCUCAUUGUUUGUACUGAAAAAAUGAAUUCACUUAAAAAAUACAAAUAAAGUUACAUUUAUUUGAUUAGUCCACACAACAAGAACAUCAUUCAACAUUAAUUUAUGUAACAUUUAAUUUCCUUUCCAUAAAAUUUUAACAAAAUGACCCUGUGACGGGGUGGUAUGGACAAAGUGUUUCUCUAUAUGAUCUGCUGGUUUUAAACUUUAUAAAACUUUAGAAAAAUUAAAAUUGGAGAUGUAAUGGAAAACUUUGGUCAUGCUCUGAAAAACUGAAAAGAGCAUCAUAACAGUGACUGGGAGAGUCGCAUCCACACGUCCCUCUGGAUUUCCAUGUGGCAGGAUGUCACAGGCUGUGGUGCUUGAAUGAUUUCGAGCACAUCAUCAAAGAGAUACCACAGGAAGUCAUCUCUUGGAGGCCAGAAGAAACUGUUGGCAUCAACACGGUGCAUACAUUUUACAAGGGCAUGCGUUUCAUCUGGAUCCCAGAAUAAAGGUCAUUGUCGUAUUUAAGCACGCACCACUUCCCAAUGAGAUCUUCACUUUCCCAAGCAAUUGCUUCUGUUGGCACCUUUUGGGCUGUCUUGUUAAAAAUGAAAUGCUGUGUGGUGAAGCACUGACAUCUCAGCUGCUUUGGCGUGGAGCACAUGCAACUAACUUCCCGGUAAAGGAUUUCUCCUGGAGUGAAUGUGACCACUUGGUGGGUUUUCAUUGUGGAUGGCACUGGUGGAAUCUGGCCUGGCAUCUUUUCCAUUGUCUGCUCCACUGCUUCAGAUGCUACAUAAAACAACUUAACAGUUGUAGAUGUUUCUGUGAGGGCCUUAUAUAGCUCAUGGGCAUCGGGUAUGUCGUGGUCGUUGGUCACCAGCUUGUCCGCUGUUCUUUUCAAGGUUCCCCCAACACCGUCAGGGUCCCUCUUGCCAUGGCUUGCCUCAAAAAAGUUCUAUGUUCCACCUUUCAGACCUCGUCUUGCGAGCUCUGUGCUGAAAAGGAAGAAAUUCCCUUUCUGUUUGUAUUGGGUACAUGGUCCAUCACUCAGAAAGUGUAGAACAGAUACAUGUGGGUAUGUGGCUUGUAGAUAAUUUAGCACCGGAUUCAUGUGCUCCCAUAUAGCUGGGGGGCUUUUGUGUUUGGAGGGUGACACUGUGCUAAAACAGAUGGGCUCUUUUCACCACCUAUGUACAAAACACCAGUGUGCAGAGUUGCUUGUUGGUGCGAGGAGCCAAAGUGGACAGCUUGAAUCUCUGAGCUGUAUUUGCAUGUGUAAUUUUCAGAAGUCAAUGUGGAUCACUGCCUCCAUUUUUGACAGGUUCUUUUUCAACUCUCUGCAGUAGGAGUACCGUUGAUUUAUGUUGAAUGUGUGUCUUUUGAAUUUAUGAAGAAGAGUGUGGAAUAACUCCACAAGAUUGUCUUGUGUGUCCUCCAUUGUUUUCUUCACUGUGAUCUUAACAGUGGUAGGACCCUCCCUCGCAUCUUCCCUUGCUUUCUCUGCUGUGGCCCACUGAGUGAAUGCAACCUUUGCUGAGCCAUCAAAUCUGGAGAGCUGAACAGUCUUGUCUUUGCAUUCCUCGCACUCAUCAUACUUGCACAUUUUCCUGGAGGUGUCACAGGUUAUCAUUUCAGUCAAACUCUCGAGAUCUGAAGUAUCUGUGAGCCUCAAAUUAUGCAGCUUCUCAACGACAAAUCUGAGAUUUUCAUGGAUCUUGCACAUGUGUUCCGUUCAGAGAGAGUGGGAUGUACAACCCAAAAUGGGUGAAGCUUACAGAAAAGGGAGUAUGAUAUGUUGUUUGUGUUUUUAGUGAGAAAUAUUUUGUGAAGAUUUUUCAUUGUGUCAACCAGAAACCUUUUCUGCUUCUUCACCUUGUUUCUGGUAAUUGUUUGUUUUCGUCCAGUCUUUAACCGACUGUUGUCAUCUUGGGUGAAGAAGGUUUUGACUUUGGACUUGAAAGCAGCAAUGAACCUGUUUGUGGGAUUUCUGUUGGUGGAACAACAAGCAUUUUUGGCAAAUCCUCAUAGCCUGUCCUUCUUCACAAUCCUCCCCGCUGUUAUCUUUGCUAUUAGUUGUUCUUUUUCUUUUCUUGCUUUACAGUACUUAUUCUUUAUGUCUUCAAUCAAGGCUUCAUGAUAGAGUAGUGUUUUUCUGAUUUUGGAGCUUACUCUGCCUGUCUUAGUUAAUUAAUUUAAUUUUGAACGAAGAGAGUCAUUCUUAUUUAAGCGCUUAUAUCUUUUUCUGUAUUUGUCAGUGUGUUUUCUUUCCUUCUCUAGCGAUUCUUUAGUUUUUCAAUUGUCCAUUUAUUUAUAAUCCUAACUACGCUCUACCCUGACCUUGAAGAUCCUAACUGCUGCUUUGACUGUUGGACAGGAUCUGGACUCAGAGGAAAGGUGUCUAGACUGCGCUUCCUAGCCUCUGCUUUCUCUUUUCUCUUCUUGUUCUGCUUCCUUCACUUUUUACGCUGCUGACGUUUCCCUCGCUCACUUAGAUCACUAAUCUUCUUCUGUUUUCCUCGCACUACAUCCCGUCUCCAUCUCUGACGCUCACUCUCUAGAUAUUUUUGCCUACUCUCAGGAUCAGCAUCCCGACGUGCACGGCAUCGCCAUUGUCUCUCAGCAGCGCUUAAUGGAGCCAUGAUGGAGACAGAUCUAUCUGCAAAUGUUAUAAAAUGUAACAUUCUUCAUUAAACACCGAGAGUGAGUGAGUGAGUGAGUGAGUGAACCAAACAGGGUUAAGUUAACGGAAAAUAAACUGAUUAGCCUAUAUUAGAAUCCUUGAUUUCACACAUCCUCACAAACGGGAAGCAGAACCACCCCAUCACAUCCCUUACCACCACGUCACAAUAAAACGUGACGGGGUGGUAAAUUUCAUGCCAAAAUGGCCGCAGAUCUCACAUGUGGUCAAGUUCCUCACCUAGCUUAAAUGCUUUCAAUCUAAAAUAUUAUUUUCUUUGCAUUAAUAAUGUUAAUUUUUUAAAUAAAAAACAGUUUUCCAUAUCUAUUUUGCAUGACGGGGUGGUUGGUUUGAGCUUGACGGACCCUGCCUAACAUGAAAAAGCAACAAAUAAACAAUGUAAAAGAAUGUCAGUACUUGCCUACUUUUGUUCUUGGUGGCUACAAGGCUCAAAUGAUGUCACUUCCGCUUUGUGAUGUCAUUUAAAGCAACAGUACAUUAUUUAUAGAUAAAACAAGUUAGUGUGAAGGGGUGGGAAGUCAAACUGAGGGACGCACACAAAUCAUAACAUAUUUACAAAAAUAUAAGGUUUAUUUUGAAUAAAUAUAUCUUAUGUAAACAGGGACACAUAUAAUCCUGAAAAUAAUAAAUGUUUGAAAAAAAUAUAUAACUUAUUUGGUGAUAUUUUAAAUGCAAAUGUCAUGUUGGUCAACAUGGACAUGUGAAAUUGGCUAUGUACUAAUGAAAAAUGAUUAAAAAUAGUAUGUUACUCUUUAAGAAUAGUAUUUUUAUCAUAUAUCAUGUUAACAAGAACACUUGAAUUAAUAACUUUAAGCUUUGGAAACACACUUUGGGACAUUUUUUGUGCCUUAUGCAUCUCAUCAAAUGUUGCGGACACAAAUGGCACUCGUUUCAUAGAAUGAAUAUAUUUUACAUUAUAUUUAUUGAUAUGAUAUGUUAGCACCCCAAUGCAUAUUCUUAUUAACAACUAUUAUGUAAUUUAUGCUAACAAGAAUAUUGAUUUAUGACAUAAAAAAUUAGCCAAUGGAAGAUCAGAAAGGCAAUAAACGUUUGUUGUAACCAAUGAAAUUUGAGGUGUCCUCUAGCGCUAACUGUGGUAUGAAUUUAAUAUCUCGUAAUUACGGCGUUUUUUAAGCUUCAGUCACGUUUGACAGAUUUACGCAUAAACCGUGUGUUGAUAGAAAUGUGUUCGAGGUGUGGGAUUUUUAAAGUCAGAGCUUCAUGGCUUUAGAUCAUCUUCACGUUUGCAUUUCAUCCGCCAGUCGUGAUUCUGGAGAAUGUUUGAUUGGAGAAGUUGCACUUUCUAAACGAUGACUGACAGAGAAGAAAUGGUGAGAACUCAUAUGUAAAUGUUCUGCAAGAUACACUCGCGCUGCGAACGCACAAUGGUGCUGACAAGGAGCAUAAGGCUUGACACACCAAGCCCGAAUUUAUUCCAACCUCAAGCAAGGAACUGAGGGGCUGCUGCCUGGAAAAAAUUUCAUUCAUCCCUUCCCCCAAAACCUUAUUUGUUAAAUUUGAUUCUUUACAUAAGCUGCCUUUCUGCAUUCUUUAACCCUGACCCUCUCUGGAGAUCAACAAGCAUUUUUCUUUCCCACUGCUAAGUCUGUUUUGUUUAAGCAUUCCAGGUGUAACCACAAAAACACAUUUUCUUUGUCUUCCCUACUCCCCUAACUCUAUUAAUCAUGAGAAAACAGACUUGCAACAUUCUCUUGGUCUGGGUGGUCAUCAGCUCCAUCACAGUGUUCUAUUUUGGUCUCAGCACAAUAGAAUGCCCGAGUUCCCGUUCUCGUGUGGCACAGCGUGGGUGGGCAGUUAACUUGCAUGCUGGUAGGAACCUCAGUGAUCCGUUACAACUCCCCGAGGUGUACAAUGAGGAAACCCCUCUUAUUUUCAUUGGUGGAGUUCCUCGUAGUGGCACCACUCUAAUGCGGGCUAUGUUGGAUGCCCACCCUCUUGUGCGGUGUGGAGAGGAGACCCGUGUCAUUCCCCGACUUUUAGCCAUGCAAGCCACCUGGAGUCACUCAGCACGCGAGAGGAUCCGUCUCGAUGAGGCUGGCGUCACAGAUGAGGUUUUAGAUUCUGCUAUACGUGCCUUCCUGUUGGAGAUCAUAGUGGGGCAUGGUGAGCCUGCCCCGAGGCUCUGUAACAAAGACCCAUUUGCUCUGAAGUCCCUCUCCUACCUCUCCAAGCUCUUCCCAAGGGCUAAGUUCAUCCUUAUGCUCCGUGAUGGUAGGGCCACCGUACACUCGAUGGUCUCGCGCAAGGUGACUAUCACUGGAUUUGACUUGACAAGUUAUCGGGACUGUAUUGUGAAGUGGAACCGAGCAGUGGAGGUGAUGUAUGACCAGUGUCUAGCUGCGGUGAAUGGGAACUGUCUGCCUGUGCACUAUGAGCAGCUGGUGCUUUACCCCGAGCGGGUGAUGCGCAGACUCCUUCAGUUCCUGGAUCUGUCGUGGGACACUGCCGUGCUACACCAUGAACAGCUUAUAGGGAAAGCUGGUGGAGUUUCACUUUCAAAGGUGGAACUGUCAACUGACCAAGUAGUGAAGCCAGUGAAUACAGAUGCUCUGUCUAAAUGGGUGGGCAAGAUCCCUGCCGAUGUAGUGAAGGAUAUGGCGAACAUUGCCCCAAUGCUAAGCCGCUUGGGUUAUGACCCUCUGGCCAAUCCCCCAAACUACAACAAGCCUGAUCUUUUCUUGAACAACACGAAAUUGGUGAGGGUAGACCAAAAUUGAAGGCAACAGAAGAAAUGAAGUUCCUCUCUGUGGAUAACUGUACCUUGAAGCAAUAAAAAAUUUGAAUUUAAUGAACAUGCAAAACAUUUACUUGAAAUAUCAAAUCAAUCUAGAACUGAGAAAACAAAACCGCCACUUUAACAAUAGAAAUGUGUUUAGUACCAAUGGUAUGUGUUGAGGAAAAAUAGAAAAUACAGUUUUUAUAGGAUCAUUGUUGCUGGUGUUUGUCAAUGUACCACGGCUUAUGAUGAGCUAGUGCCAACACUUUCAAGCAACACCGGAUAUAAAAUGUUAAUCUUUGAAAAUGAACAUUUUAUUGUUCUAUUGUAAUUUUUCAGUUUAAUCUUUUGUUAUUGGAAAAAAAAUGCUAUGAUACUGAGAAGUAUCACUUAUGACUAUAGUUGUUUUCUAUUUUUGUACAUCUAGUGUAUGCGUGUCAUGGUAAACAUAUCCUUAUGAGUGUAUUUAGUUAUCACACACAGGAAGUUAUCUUUGUUGAAAGAGGAAGUUUACAGUUGCACAGAAUCUUUUUGACUGCAGGAGUAUACUUUAUAUAUACACAAAUGUUAAGAAGUCUGAUUUCUCUGUAGGUUUGUAAACUUAUGAAGUGCAUACUUCAUAAAUUUGGUCUAAAUAUGACAGGCUUUAGAUAAACUCUUCUCCAGUCCUCACCCCUCUUUCAUAAGUAAAGCCAUCCAUUGGUUACCAGUUACACUGGACUAGACAUAUUUACAUUUCAUUACAUUGUUGCCCAUUAUUAGGGCCCAAGCACUGAAAGUGCGGAGACCCUACUGUUCUUCUAAGGAUUAUUAUCAUUAUUAGGGCCCAAGCACUGAAAGUGUGGAGGCCCUGUUGUUCUUCUAAGUAUUAUUAUUAUUAUUAUUAUUAUUAUUAUUAUUAGGGCCCAAGCACUGAAAGUGCAGAGGACCUAUUGUUCUUCUAAGGAUUCUUCUUCUUUUCAAGAUUUUCGGUACUUUUGAGGUACUUAACAUGCAUGAAAACUCUUUAAAGUUUGCACAAACAUCAGAAUCAUCGGCCAUUAGGGCUGGGCAAAGUUGCAAGGG
Messenger RNA from Myxocyprinus asiaticus (Chinese sucker), 6493 nucleotides. RefSeq names its product tyrosylprotein sulfotransferase 1, like (gene tpst1l). NCBI's taxonomy places the organism in Eukaryota, Metazoa, Chordata, Actinopteri, Cypriniformes, Catostomidae. Gene Ontology annotation, cellular component: Golgi apparatus. Bases 4377 to 5429 code for a protein of 350 amino acids. The transcript is spliced from 4 exons. Gene Ontology annotation, molecular function: protein-tyrosine sulfotransferase activity. The record is from RefSeq and is a predicted model, not a curated record. Gene Ontology annotation, biological process: peptidyl-tyrosine sulfation.